GCUAGCUGAUGUCGAAGUUGGUUUACCAACUGAAGUCACAAGCAAGUUACCAACUGAACCAUGAGUUAGGCUUUACCAACUGAAGUCACAAUUCACUGAUGCAGGCAGCAACUAGCAGAUGACAGAAAUUACGAUUACACAUAACACAAAAAUCAGCUAAUCAAGAAAGCAAACAGGAAUAGCCUAGAUUACACAUAGCACAAAAAUCAGCUAAUCAACAAGUGUGUAGUGGAACAUGCUGUCUACAGAAAAGGGGCUGGAAAUUCUCUCCUGGUGGUGGUCUAUGUGGAUGAUCUAAUAAUAUGCAGGGCGCGCUGCCAUGUAUACAGCCUGAACCUAUAAUAUGCCCAUCCCAACUCGCAGCUUAAAGUACACUGCAGAUCUAUCAAGUAUCCCAGAAAGCAAUGGCAGGAACAAACAAAGGAAAAAGGGUUAAUCAUGUCUGUGCCAUUAUAAUUUUCCAUGUUUUGAUAUGUGCCACUGAACUUUUUAAGCUUACAAAUGUGCCAUUAAACUUCCAGUCAAAUAUGAAAUAGACCAUUUUAUACGGUUUUGUCUGAAUCAGACCAUCCACCAGUGAUGUAUUUUCGUAUUUCUUUGUACCCUUACUUGAACGAACACUGAUUUUGUGAUGAACGCAUCAUGACUUGUAUUCUCCUGGCUGCUGGAGCUGCACUUCCUACCAGAGCUGCGCUUGCUCUUGAAGUGCUAAAUGAAGAACCCGCUGAAGAAAUCGAUGGCCCAUGAAUGAAAAGGCUGAAGAAACAACUCAACAGAGCACCAUGCUAGCAUCUAAGGAGACAACGCCAAGAUAUCACAAGGGAGCCACCUGUAGAUAUUCAAUCACAGAACCAGGAACCAGUAGAUAAAAAAGAAGCUACUGUAGAAGAAAGAUAGGUUGCUGAAAGCUGAAACAGUUGUUACUGAAGCACCAGUGCAACAAAGCACCAGAUCAACAUAAUCUAGGUGUUGCAAAUAACACAGUGCGAGAAGACACCGAAAGCUCCUGCGGGUGGCACAGCUCCGACAGGAGGCACAACUCCGGUGGUGGCUACUAGGGUUAAAGGAGGCGCAGGUAUGGAGAGACGAAUGGGUAUACAUAAAUUGUGUUGCAUUUGUCUAAUAAAAACAGGCAUUCGUCAAAGCAAGGGUAAAUACAAAAAUAUGUUCACUGAUGCAAGGUCUGAUUUAGACAACCGUAUAAAAUGGUCUAUUUCAGAUUUGAUUAGAAGUUUAGUGGCAUCAAAACUAUAUACAAUAGCCAUGAUUAAGGUGCAUGCAUUCUGAGUGUGAUUUAUGCAAAAAGGCCAUGCAUGCUACCUUCAAAUGCCAGACAUAUGGAGGACGAAUUUGUAAAACUCACCCCAAUUUUAGUCUACGAACGAACACUCGUCGUUUUUUACUUUCUACUGUAGAUCGAGCGAGAAAGCAGCACGCAUAGGCAUCUCAUUUCAGUUGAUGGCGUUGCCAUGUCAGUUGAACGAUGGCCAAAAAGUCUUGGAAAUCAGCUACCCUUUUCUUCAGAAAUCAAAUUAUAUUUUUUUCCAUACAUUAGCUAUAUACUAACCGUAGCAAUAUAAUAUAGGAGUAUAAAAACAACUAAGAGAACAGAACAGGUAUUCUUUUUAAUACUAGAAGUAUAUGAGAAUACAAGGCAUAGCACUGCCACUAUUUCCAUAUAGUUAGAAACACGAGCAUUCUAAAUUCUAAUAUUCAGACCGCAUCCACAAUAGACCAACACUUUUUUUCCUUUGAGAACUAACUAACGGAAUGCAACAAGUAUAUGUGUGCCCAGAUUUCACCUCACCACUGAACUCCUCUGAUCGAUUCAGAUGGCCACUAAACUCCACAUCUCCUAUGUUAUGGUUGCCCUUUCUGCUUUAGCUUGGAUGUUUUGCAACUAAGGCCAGGGCAAGUCUAAUCUGAAGUUGUGUCGCUAGGGUGGGUUGUACUUAUUAGAUGUUGGGUAAGAAACCUGGCCCAGGCUAUUAUUUGAAAAUUGUUUGCAGCAGUAAUCAUGAGCUUAACACCUGCAAUCCUGUAUGUGGCUUUACCAUUGGAACGUUGAGCAAGCAACUAAUGCACUUGAACCAUAUCAUACACAGUUGCUGUCAUCAUGUCCAGCUAUGGAUACAGCCAUUUUGCCAUCAGAAGAAGCAACCUUAACCAACUGUGCCGCAAGCUGAAGAAGAAAAAAAAGGCCCCCUUCUUUCACAAUUCCAUAUGGAAAGUUGGAAUGUUGGAUGCCAGGACAAGAGAGUGAGGGAGGGAGAGCCUCUGCACAAAGCAUCAUCAUUUCACAUUUGCGCUGGAGGUGGGGACACAGCUCGCACUCGCAGCAUCCAGCAGGAUAGACAACCUCAGCCUUCUGGAUCCUCGACGGUCGACUGACCAUAGCUCUCAUUGCUUGGUCAAGAUUCAAAAGGAGACAUAUUUGUCAAGAUGGCGAUAAUGAUUGUAGGAUCCCGAGUGAAAACCAUCGUAGUGAGAAUCCGAAUUUCGUAAGAUCUGUCCUAGGUUGGAAGGAUUGGUGAAGACUAGUGAACAGAAUACAUGGAUCCCCAGUCUCUAGCAAGCAGUCAAUUUUUUUUUGGUGUUGUGUGAGAGAGAGAGAGCGUCAGUGUGAACCCUGGAAUGAUCCAAAUCAUGGAACAGAAGUGGAAGAAAGGCCAUGGAUUUGAUUUAGUGAUUUACGUACGUACCUUGGAGGUUGUGUAGCUAUUUACCGACCAAUGCAGCUGAAUCCCCGGCAGACUGCGAGCCAGGCGGCGAAGAGGAUUGUGAGGAGGAGGAGAUCCGCAAGGAUGACCAUCCAGAGCUGCCGCCUCCACGUCCAGCUGGGUCCGGCCCGCCCCCGGUGCGAGCCUCGAUCCCUCUUGGGCGUGGUCCGCGCGGCUAGGUCAGCGUCCCUCCGUGCGGCCUCCUCCUCCGCGUGGGCCUCCGCGGCGGCGACCUCGUUCGCCUCGCGCGCGUCGUCGCCCGGCGGGAGUGGCAAGCGCAGCGCUAGGCGCGGCAUCUCGUCCCGCAUCCGGGCCUGCGGGGCGGCGAGCCGGGACGGGAUUUGGCGGGCUGGCGGCGGCGACCGACCUUGGGCGGUGUAGCGUUCGGCGGG
Molecule: messenger RNA, 3112 nt
Organism: Zea mays
Lineage: Eukaryota; Viridiplantae; Streptophyta; Magnoliopsida; Poales; Poaceae
Exons: 1
Coding region: 2733-3101 (122 amino acids)
Source: RefSeq, a predicted model, not a curated record